This is a messenger RNA of Ogataea haglerorum, 3462 nucleotides long. RefSeq lists its product as uncharacterized. The record is from RefSeq and is a predicted model, not a curated record. Gene Ontology annotation, molecular function: osmosensor activity. Gene Ontology annotation, biological process: osmosensory signaling pathway via Sho1 osmosensor; fungal-type cell wall organization; hyperosmotic response. The transcript has a single exon. Gene Ontology annotation, cellular component: extracellular region; plasma membrane; site of polarized growth. Lineage: Eukaryota; Fungi; Ascomycota; Pichiomycetes; Pichiales; Pichiaceae. Bases 1 to 3462 code for a protein of 1153 amino acids.
AUGGGUAACUUCAAUAAACUCAUCCUUCUCAGUUUGGUGUCCACCAUGGUGGAUGGUUUAUACCUUCCUUCGAUGUUUCCUCACCUGGAGAUGAAGAAAGUUAUAAAACGAGAAAACUUUGAUCAUGAGAGAAUAGCUGGCGAUAGUUUAUAUUCAAACUUGAGUCUAUCUGAGGCGGAGAGUUCGUCAGCGUUAUCAGCGUCCAUAUCAUCAACCUCAACGCCCUCCGCAGACUUUGAAGAUCUAUUAGAUCCAACGAGUUGGUUGUUCUCGCCUACGUCAGAUUCGCUAAGCUCUUCCACUGAACCUUCAGAAUUCAACUUGGCUCCGUCAUCUUUCGCUACAUCGAAAUCUACUCCAUCAUCCUCCUUUGACAUCGAAACAGAUAUUUCUCCAAGCUCCAAUUCGCAGGAUACGAUGUCUUCUUCCACAGAUUCUCAUAAUUCCAACUCAGAAGUCUCCAUCGACAACUCUGAAAGCGCGGAGAACAUGAGUAAUCUGGGAAGCUCCUCAUCCGACAGUUCAACUAUAAUUUCUCCCGACCUCUUCUCAAGCUCGUUACGAACUUCUUCAGCCUCGUCGAGCGCGAGGGACAUUGGCGCUACGCAAGCAAAAGCUACGUUUUACGCAUCAAACUCACAGCAGGAAUCCGACUCAUCGGCUUCAACUCUCUCAUCUGUUUUUUCAACCGACUCUUCCAGACUCUCAUCAAGCGAAGUUUGGGGUGGUUCAGACGGUACAAGCUUUAGCUCCACUACCACAACAUCAUCGAGUGAAAUAGCAGAUGCAUCUAGCUCCACAUCAUUCUCGGAUUCUUCAGAUAGUACCAUAGGCUCCUCGCUGAGCUCUUCAUCACCAGCUUCGGCAAUAGGUUCGUUAAGUAUAUCGAGCAGUUCUGAUUUGAUCCUAAAGGCUGUUAGCAGUACUACUUCGGCAACAAUUUCUAGUGAAUCUUCCUUAUCGUCAUCUUCAAGUGGCACGGAGUCCACAGUAUCGGAAACGGGUUCGCCCCUGCCUUCUUCAACGAGUCCUGAGUCCCCCGACCCCGAAACAGAAGCGCCUCAACCAUCAGGUACUACAAGCUUAUCAACAUCUCAAUACGGUUUUGAAACUUUCUCUCCGGAUGAUUUGGAAUCUUCAUCUUCUGUGGUGGAAUCUCAAUUCACCUCUGCGAUCACGAUAGGCUAUGAAACCUUUCCUGCUUCUGCGUCAUCAUCACCUGAUCAGCUCGGAGGAAAUUUGUUGGCAGAUUCCCCACCGCCAUCAGGAAUAUCUCCCAAUUUAGAGUUAUCGGAUUCUACAAAAAGGACGUCUAGUUCUUAUGGAGGAUACUCAGGAUUUGCAAAAGUUACCACUAGUCAGAGCUCGGGCUCUACAAGCAUCACGACUGUCACCCCGUCACUAGAAAAUACAUCUGCAGGAACUUUGUGGACCUUGUCAUCGACGAGCGCAGAAAUUACUCCAACUCCAUCUACGGGUACAACUUCAAGCAGCACUUCAUCUACGAGUACACCAUCGAGCAGCACUUCAUCUACGAGUACGCCAUCGAGCAGCACUUCAUCUACGGGUACAACUUCAAGUAGAACUUCAUCUACGAGUAAACCAUCAAGCUCUUCUACCGGAAAUGCAGCCACAACCACCUCUGAAGCCAAAAGCACAGGUACGAGCGUAUCAGUUACCGAGUCAGCAUCCUCUCCAUCAGGGCAAUCGAGUUCAGAAAAUACAUCUUCGGAGACUUCAUCAUCAACUUCUGAUAGCACUCCGGGACUCAGUGCUAUCAACUCUGCUUCACAAGUGCCUUCUGAAUCAUCAACUAGCUCAGCUGGGAAUGCUGCUACGACAUUGUCAGGUGUCACUUCAACUGCAGAUACAUCAUAUUCGGCUUUUUCUCCGUCAAAUUCUAUUGGUAUUGUUUCCUCGACCGUGAGUCUGUCAAGUAGUUUGAAUUCAGUCAGCUCAACUUCGAACACGGCAAGUACUGUUGAAGGAUCAUCAUUUACUAGUUCCCCAGUCUUUACAGGCGUCAGUUCUUCCACUACUAACCAAGAAUCAUCUGGCAUGACUACUCAGCAGGUUCUUACUUCAUCGCUAUCUUCGACGCAAUCUACCUUCCAACAUGUCUCUUCGAUUAGUACUGACAUUCAAUCAUCCCAGGUCUCACAAUCGUCCGAUUCGGCAGCUGACCACGAGACAAGCUCCACUGGAAUUACUACUGCGUCUAUUGCUCAGUCUACGUAUCCUCUUGGCUCUGCCAGCUCCACGGAAUUGCCUGCAAAUUCCUAUGACACAGAUACUUCAUUUUCAGUGAGUUUGUCUGGAACAAUUCCUGAAAAUACCGAGCACUCAUUCACCGAAUAUUCGAGCACCACUUCGGGCCUGAGUACCACUAGUCCUGUGACCUACCAAUCACAACGACCAAAAAAUACUGCAUUUGAAGCUACCUCCUCUGUGCCUACAGCUCCAAACUGGCUCCCUACUACUAUUGUGUACCAAAAUCCGUCGACUGCAUCUGGAAUAUCACAGUCGAGCACCUCAUCAAUCGCAGAAUCGGCAUUACCAAAAGCGAUUGCCCCUGUUGAGACUUCAGCAGUGUCUCCGAACUAUAAAUUGAUUACUGUGGGAUUCAACGAAAAGCUGAAUUAUCCAUUUGUUUGUGAAAACUCAUACUCUUCCAAUCAAAUCUUUGAGUAUCUGCCCAAGGUGCUCACAUAUCCAAAUCCUGAAGUGAACGAGUCUGCUGUUUUUGUCAAACAAUUGGUCCCUUACUCUUCUGAGAACGUUGACUACCUCAUCACUGUUGCAGAAGUUUAUUUUGACCAAGACUACAUUACUGAAUUGCAAAACGAAAUCAGUAAUUCGUCGUCAUCGCUGUACAAGAAUCCAGAUGCAAUUGAAAACUCUCUUGCCAGCUUCAUUGACAGUCGAGUUCCUUUGAACGUUCUAUUGGAUGCAACUUCGAUGGGGUCUGCAACUGUUGGAGGUGAUCUUUUGGGCACAGGAGGCGAUGAGGAUAAUGACGGGAGCGACUCGCAUUCUUUAGGAUCUAUGGAUUCCGCCACUAUACAAUCUUCCGGAUCAACAAAGGUACAAGGUGGCAGAAUAGCUGGUAUUGUUGCCGGAUCUGCCGCAGGUGCUACAGCUUAUGCGGGGGUCAUGGCACUGAUCUACAAAAGAAGAAAGAAGAAGCUUCAAAGGCAACUCGAAUCGGAGAAACAUCCAAAUGUUGGCGGCUAUGGUGAAUUCCGCUCGUCAAUGUCGUCCAGUGGCUCACAAGUUGGUGCCGAGCAAUAUCAUUCUGACUAUUCAGGCGAAGGCGCCGUUCGCCUCACGAAUUCUUCUUCAGGCGCAUCCUUUACACGAAUAUUCACAAGAAAUUCUAACUCCAAUGUGGAGCUGGGAUCAACCAGAUAUAUGCCUUCCAUUUCCAACCCUACGAAUGUCAAAAACUCCUUGGGUUGGUGA